AUGGGCAAGCUGUUUCAGUCAAUUGAUCUAUCGAAAGACGAGCACAUUGGCGACUUGAACAAGCUUCAAGAGCUCUUCAGCAAUAAGGAAGGAAAGCGAUAUUUCCGUUGUCCGUUUCUCUACACUGAAAGCGAGUACUGUGGUGCAGAGAUGAAACAUUACUCUUCCGAGCGUCCAAAGAUCCAUGCAACAUCUUGUGGGCUGCUGUUCGAAGAUGGCCAGACCCUCGAUUUCGAGGACUUCUGUACAAUAAUCAGGACUCUCUUCUGCAAAACUCACGACCCCAGAGAACCCAAGUAUGAGGCAUACAGGAUCCAUUUCACCAAGCUCUGGAGCGUUGCGUCUAGCGAAGCGAAGACAAACGUAUUGCAUGCCCUACGUGAGGGCAUAAAUCACAUAGAAUCUAUCAAGAUCACAGAAUAUCCCAAGACGCCACAACGGCCCGUUCCAUACAGAGCCUACCAGUCUGAGCCUUCAAAACCAACACAAUUGCAACCAGAAGGAGGCGAGCCUUCGACAUCUCGAGGUGAUUCGUCGCCUUCACCGGCUUCACCAUCGACCUUGCAAGACCCAGACAGUUCGAUUCGUCCCCAGACUGCCCAGCUGCCAAUGAGAACGAACCAAAUAGAUAUUUCGACCAGAAAAUCGGGACCCUACUCUCCGCCGAGCCCUUCGCCUGAUCCCCACCAGAAGGACCCCGAAAAGCAUACUGUUGUUGCCGACAAACCUCCUUCGCAGGAUAAGCACAAGACUUCUUUUCUGUUCGGAUCCAGCCAACAGCGUCUGCCAGUUGGUAGCCCCAAAAAUCCCUUCAAGUUUGGAGACGAAAAUACCUUCCAGUUUCGCGGCGUAAAUCCUCGAGUGAAUUGUAUAAACCGUCAUGGAGGAUUUCAUCGCAACAAUGGUGCCGACAGACUAUACGCUCCCAACAACAGUCAUAAAGAGGCAACUCCAGAAAAGCAGUCCGGAGCUUCAGAAAAGCUGGAUGAAAAGCAGAAUGGGUUCAUUCCAGGUUUUGAAAAUGGCCACUUUAGUGCAUUCAGUUCCCUAGAUACUCGCCAUACCAUUUUCAAUCGCGUGAGGGGUGAUACUGCAGAUGCUCCAAGGAAGAAUGACGCGGAAAAGAAUACGGUUGGGUCACCGUCGCCUGCGGUAUCUUGGCAAGGCAACGAGAACAAGGACCAAGCGAGUGCUGAGGCUUCUACAGAGAGCUCAAAUCCGUUAAUGCAUGCCCCUGAUCCGGCGGUGACGAAAGAAGAUAUGGUACAGCACCAUCGAGUUGAGGACGUUCCAACUCCGGCUAGCAUUGGCAGGGCAGAGGAAAAGGAAGACGCAGAACAUCGGCUUCUAGAGAAGAGUAUGAGCAAUUUGCAUAUACAGGAGAACGCAACAGGCACAGAUACAGAGAAACGAGACGAACCUAUCGCCACACUGGCAAGACGAGAUGGUGAGCCUCAGGUCUCUCUAUCCCCCACACCCGUCGGCAAUGAUCGCACUUGCGAAGACGAGCGCGACCCGAAAAUCAUGGCUAAACCAGGGGAUAUGCGCGAUCCAGAAGUCGAUUCCAGUCCGCAAAACCACAAUGGAUCUCAUGAGCAUAUAUAUGACGUCGAAUCUCCCAGGCACAUCAGUAACAAAAUUUACGCUCUUCUCAAAAAGCCCCUUCCGACAACGGGCAUAUACAUCAUGUCCGCGAGGGAGUUCUUUCAGAACUAUAAAGCCGCUAGCAAUGACAAGGAACCCUGGGUAAAGAUAGGAAUAAGCGUAAACGCCGAUGAACGUAAGAAACAGUUGCAGAGCAAGUGCGGGAUCAAUGAUCUCGUUGUUGAAUAUUACUUUGAGGAGAGGCGGGGAUUCGACGAAGUUCGCAUGAGAAGAAUUGAGGCGAUAUGCCACUUGGAGCUGCACAAUUUUAGGAGGAAGUUAAAUUGCGAGGAUAGGGACGUAAAAUGCAAAUCGAUCCAUGGUGAGUGGUUUGCUGUGAGUAAGGCAGUUGCGUUGAGAACGGUUAUGAGAUGGGUGAAGUUUUUGGAGUAUGACCCUUAUAAUCUUCAAAGUGAUCUUGUUCCAUUUUGGAAAGACCGGAUAGAAGAAGAUAGAUUAGCACAAGAGAAGCGUUGGGCUGCUGACGACAGUGAGGACGAACUGGACACUGAUGCACCGGAUAGAAGGUUCACAAAAUGGUUGGACGAUAGCUAUGCCAAGUGGGAGAAAAUGAAGCCAACAUCUAGCUAA
Molecule: messenger RNA, 2235 nt
Organism: Aaosphaeria arxii CBS 175.79
Lineage: Eukaryota; Fungi; Ascomycota; Dothideomycetes; Pleosporales
Exons: 1
Coding region: 1-2235 (744 amino acids)
Source: RefSeq, a predicted model, not a curated record